AUGAGGCUUCAUCUCUCUUGGUUACUCUUCCUCCUGCUGAUCUCACUGCCUUCAGGGAACGGUUUGAUUGAAAAUGAUGGGGUGGAAAUUCACACCUGCACUGUGCAAGGUGGCAGGUGUUUCUUCGGCUGCAAGAUAGGAUGGGAAUGGGUCAGCUACUGUCACAGUAUAUUGUCCUGUUGCAUAGAAAUUAAGAAAAACCCCCCACCUCAGAUCUAUGAAACAUGA
Messenger RNA from Phacochoerus africanus (Common warthog), 228 nucleotides. RefSeq names its product defensin beta 136 (gene DEFB136). NCBI's taxonomy places the organism in Eukaryota, Metazoa, Chordata, Mammalia, Artiodactyla, Suidae. Gene Ontology annotation, biological process: defense response to bacterium. The record is from RefSeq and is a predicted model, not a curated record. The coding region runs from base 1 to 228 and encodes 75 amino acids. The transcript is spliced from 2 exons.